AUGCGACUUCUUACGGCAACUGGAACCUCUUUCUCAAGGAGGAAUGAGAUACUGAAAACUUUCAUUAGUUUGAGGAACAGCGCUUCAAGAAGUUGGGGGGUCUGCGGACGAUGCCGAUAUAAUUCCUCACUAACGGAUCUUUCUUCUGUGACUACAAAAGCUCCGGAUACAAUCGCCAAUGAAGAACAUAAGAAAGAUGAUUGGUACAAUGUCCCACAAUCGAUUACUGAUUCUCUCUCCCGAAGUCUACACACAACAUUAGAUCACCCUAUUUCCAUAACUCGUUCAAUAAUCGAAUCAAGAUUUCCCUCGCCUACCUACAAAUACCACAACAAGUUCUCCCCCGUCGUAUCUACACAUCAAAAUUUUGAUUCUCUAGGAUUUCCCCCAAAUCAUCCCGGGAGAAGUAAGACGGAUACAUACUAUAUAAAUAAGGAAACGGUAUUGCGAACUCAUACAAGUGCACAUCAAGCAGACGUGUUCCGCAGUAAUGAGAGCGAAGGAUUUCUCAUCAGCGCAGAUGUAUAUCGCAGAGAUGCAAUCGAUCGAAGUCAUUAUCCUAUCUUUCACCAAAUGGAAGGAGCAAGAAUGUGGGAUCGCAUGAAGGUUCCAAAUGGAGAUAUCGCCGCAGCUGUUUGGAAAGACAUCGAUGCCCUUCCUAAACAUGAUAUGAAUGUUGAAGAUCCAAAUCCUCCUUUCCAUGCGCAGAGAAAUCCAUUGCAAGGAGAACAUACAGAGGCGGAAGCCGAAGCUAUCGCGGCACAUCUGAAAAAGAGUCUGGAAUUAAUGGUGGCAGAGAUAUUCUCUCGUGCAAAACGAGCUGCCAUAAAGGCGGAUCCGAAUUUCGUCGACGAGCCAUUGAAAGUACGAUGGAUAGAAGCUUAUUUCCCAUUCACGAGUCCAUCCUGGGAGCUAGAAAUCUUUUGGCAGGGGGAUUGGCUAGAAGUGCUCGGAUGUGGUGUUGUUAAACAGGAUAUUAUGCAAGACUCAGGUGUUCCAGACCAACUCGGAUGGGCGUUCGGUAUAGGUUUGGAGAGGAUUGCCAUGUUACUUUUUGAGAUACCAGAUAUUCGAUUGUUCUGGUCGAAGGAUGAAAGAUUCCUCAGUCAGUUCAAAGGAGUCUCGAAAAAUUUGAAGAAUCUGAAAAGAUUCAUUCCGUUCUCGAAACAUCCGGCAUGCUAUAAAGAUGUCUCCUUUUGGCUACGAUCAUCUUCAUCGUCAGGAGGUAGUAUUGCGGCUAAUGCACAUGAUUUUCAUGAAAAUGAUAUCAUGGAGAUCGUAAGGGAUGUAGGAGGAGAUAGGGUGGAGGAUGUGAAGAAGGUAGAUGAGUUUACACAUCCAAAGACGGGAAGGAAGAGUUUGUGUUAUAGGAUUAAUUACAGGAGUUUGUCAAGAAAUUUGACAAAUGAGGAAGCAAAUGAGAUGCAUGAAAGGGUCACCAAAGAUUUGACGGGGAAAUUGGGUGUAGAGUUGAGAUGA
This is a messenger RNA of Sclerotinia borealis F-4128, 1479 nucleotides long. The record is from the annotation of a GenBank genome assembly. Lineage: Eukaryota; Fungi; Ascomycota; Leotiomycetes; Helotiales; Sclerotiniaceae.